This is a messenger RNA of Hyalella azteca, 1023 nucleotides long. Its product is annotated as pre-mRNA 3' end processing protein WDR33-like. The transcript has a single exon. NCBI's taxonomy places the organism in Eukaryota, Metazoa, Arthropoda, Malacostraca, Amphipoda, Hyalellidae. The coding region runs from base 1 to 1023 and encodes 340 amino acids. The record is from RefSeq and is a predicted model, not a curated record.
AUGUUUUAUGGUCGCCUUGCAGCGACGUGGGCCCACGGUACCUCAGUAGGUCCAGGUUACAUCAGCGGGUCCACGGUACCUCAGCGGGCCCACGGUACUUCAGUGGGCCCACGGUACCUCAGUGGGUCCAGGUUACAUCAGCGGGUCCACGGUACCUCAGCGGGCCCACGGUACUUCAGUGGGCCCACGGUACCUCAGUGGGUCCAGGUUACAUCAGCGGGUCCACGGUACCUCAGCGGGCCCACGGUACUUCAGUGGGCCCACGGUACCUCAGUGGGUCCAGGUUACAUCAGCGGGUCCACGGUACCUCAGCGGGCCCACGGUACUUCAGUGGGCCCACGGUACCUCAGUGGGUCCAGGUUACAUCAGCGGGUCCACGGUACCUCAGCGGGCCCACGGUACUUCAGUGGGCCCACGGUACCUCAGUGGGUCCAGGUUACAUCAGCGGGUCCACGGUACCUCAGCGGGCCCACGGUACUUCAGUGGGCCCACGGUACCUCAGUGGGUCCAGGUUACAUCAGCGGGUCCACGGUACCUCAGCGGGCCCACGGUACUUCAGUGGGCCCACGGUACCUCAGUGGGUCCAGGUUACAUCAGCGGGUCCACGGUACCUCAGCGGGCCCACGGUACUUCAGUGGGCCCACGGUACCUCAGUGGGUCCAGGUUACAUCAGCGGGUCCACGGUACCUCAGCGGGCCCACGGUACUUCAGUGGGCCCACGGUACCUCAGCGGGUCCAGGGUACCUCAGCGGGCCCAGGGUACCUCAACGGGUCCAGGGUACCUCAACGGGUCCAGGGUACCUCAACGGGUCCAGGGUACCUCGACGGGUCCAGGGUACCUCAACGGGUCCAGGGUACCUCAACGGGUCCAGGGUACCUCAGCGGGUCCAGGGUACCUCGACGGGUCCAGGGUACCUCAGUGGGUCCAGGGUACCUCAGCGGGUCCAAGGUACCUCAACGGGUCUGGGGUACCUCAGCAGGCCCACGAAGGCUUUACGGGCUUUACGGGCACAUGAAUUGUAA